Molecule: messenger RNA, 871 nt
Organism: Delphinapterus leucas (beluga whale)
Lineage: Eukaryota; Metazoa; Chordata; Mammalia; Artiodactyla; Monodontidae
Gene: LAGE3
Product: L antigen family member 3
Cellular component (GO): EKC/KEOPS complex
Source: RefSeq, a predicted model, not a curated record
GGGGCGGAGCUUCAGGAAGGAGCCGUUGUCUCUUAUCCGACAGCGGAGAGAGCGGAUGGGGAGACCAGCGGCCCGAAGACAGAGUCGGAGGCAGAGCGCGCUGCAGCCAUGCAGGCGGCAGAGGCGGACGCAGGCGCAGGCAGGAUGGCGGGCGGCGCUGAAGGCCUGGACAGCCAGGGGGGCAGCGGGGGCAGGGGGGGCCGGGGCGGCCCUCGCAGCGGGGGUGCUGCUGCCGCUGCAAACGACGGAGCUCUGUGUGCCGCGCCGGCACAGCACUCUCCGGGGCCGGGCGGACACCCCGCGUCCACAGCCAGAAGGCCGGGAAGCCGGCCACACGUAUUCGCCCUAAGUGUGCCUUUCCCGUCCACCUUGGAGGCGGAGAUCGCCCGUGGGUCCCUGGCCCCAGAUGCCGAACUGCACCAUGGGGCUGUUGGGAAGGAGCUCACAGUAAGCGGCAGCGUCCUGGCGGUCCACUGGAGAGCUGAAGAUUCCCACCUCCUCCAAAUUUCCAUCGUCAACUUUCUUGACCAGCUUUCUCUGGUGAUACGGACCAUGCAGCGCUUUGGGCCCCCUGUUGCACGCUAAGCCAGGGCUAGAGAAGGGGAUUAAGGUCUAAACUUGUGUCCCUUCCUAGACAGUGCAUCCCUCCUAGGGCAGUGAUUUCUGUAGUAGUUGCCACUUUAUUAUGGGGGCCUCAUCUUUUGCCUCUACUGGCCCUUGGGUGCUGAGGGUUCACUUACUUUGUUUGGUGCUUAAAUGUUUCUUAACUACUGAAAAUAAAACUGAGCUAUGGGGCUUCCCUGGUGGCGCAGUGGUUGAGAAUCUGCCUGCUAAUGCAGGGGACACGGGUUCCAGCCCUGGUCUGGAAAGA